AUGAAUGAUGCUGAAUCUCUGGAUGACUACUUUGCUCGAUUUUUUGGAAUUGUAAACAACUUGAAAUCUCUAGGAGAAGAUGUAAUAGAGAAAAGGAUUGUCCAAAAAUUGCUGAUGAGUAUAAGUAGGAAGUACAAGUCCAUAGUGUCAAUCAUUGAAGAAACCAGAGACCUUGAAACUAUUAGAGUUGAAGAAAUUCUUGCAUCUGUCAAAGUCUAUGAUAAGAGAGAGGAUUUGCAUGAUGAAAGGGAUAAGUUGGCAGGAACUGAGAAAGCUUUUAGCAGCUUCAGAGUUGGAAAUAAUCAAGCUUCUGGAGCUAACAAAAGUUCUCAGGGAAAGCAAAAUCAAAAAUGGCAAGGACAAAACAAAAAGGGCUCGAAUUGGUCUCAAGGUGGAAACUCAAAUUGGAAUAAUGGCUCUGGAGGGAAUUGGAACAAUAGUUUCAAUUCACAAAACAAAAUAGAAGGAAGUAGCAGUCAAGGUGGUGUGAAACCACAGUGCCAAGUGUGCCAGAAAUACCAUUUUGGUAUCUGCAGAUAUAAAGGAAAACCCAAGUGUGGGAAGUGCAGUCGAUUUGGCCAUUUAACUAAGGACUGUGAAAGUGGUAAACAAGUUGCAAACUGUGCAAAGGAAGAAGAGGUAACCACAGGAACAAUGUUCUAUGCUUUUCAUGCAAGUUCAAUUGUAUCAAGCAAGUCUGUGUGGUUUGUUGAUGAAGAAGAGGUAACCACAGGAACAAUGUUCUAUGCUUGUCAUGCAAGUUCAAUUGCAUCAAGCAAGUCUGUGUGGUUUGUUGACAGUGCAUGCAGCAACCACAUGACCUCUCAACAGUCUUUAUUGAUCAAUCUUGAUAUGUCAGUGACCUGCAAAGUGAAAAUGGGCACUGGUGAUCUUGUUCAAGCCACAGGAAAAGGGACACUUGUAGUUGAGACAAGAAAAGGGAAAAGAUACAUGAAUGAAGUGCUGCUAAUUUUUCUUCGAUUUUGUUGUUUAAAAUCUUGA
Prunus avium (sweet cherry) is the source of this 1002-nucleotide messenger RNA. NCBI's taxonomy places the organism in Eukaryota, Viridiplantae, Streptophyta, Magnoliopsida, Rosales, Rosaceae. The record is from RefSeq and is a predicted model, not a curated record.